CUCACCAACCUAUUAAUUAUAUUAUAAAUAUGGUACGCAAGAGCAGUUUAAAGGCUCAAGAACGCAAUAAUCUAUUAGCUGAGGCAGUCAUUGGAAUAAAAUCCGGAUUAUAUAAAUCUUCCUAUGCUGCUUCAAAGGCUUUAGGGCUUCGGACAUAUACAGUACAGACACGCUUAAAUGGAGGGCAGACGCGUAAGGAAGCGCGACAACAACAGCAACUCCUUACAAAAAAUCAAGAGCAAACACUUCUAAAGUGGAUUAAAGAGCUUACUGCAAGCGGCUACGCUCCUAGCCAUCGGAUAUUACGGGAGGUUGCAGAUGAAGUCCGGUCAAAUAAGUGUCGCGUUUUUCAGCCUCAACAACAACAACAACAACAACAACAACCUCAAACUCAACAACCUCAAACUCAACAACCUCAAAUACCUAAGUUACCUCUUAGGCAAGAGUGGGUGCCACGAUUCAUUUAAAGGCAUCCUAACUUACGUGUUAAGUUAGGACGUAGAGUUGAGGCACAAAGGAUAAAUGGGGUAACAAAGCAGGUGUUGAAGGGGUGGUUUAACGCGUACAAAAGCCUUAUAACAGAGCUAAAAAUCGAAAACUACAACACCUACAAUAUGGAUGAAACUAGAUUUUCAAUUGGAACUAUGCAAUCUACACGAAUUAUAGUCGACUCUACGCUCCGUACGCGAUUUCAAGCUCAUCCUAGCCGAUAGGAAUGGGUGUCUGCUGUUGAAUG
Molecule: messenger RNA, 736 nt
Organism: Pseudogymnoascus verrucosus
Lineage: Eukaryota; Fungi; Ascomycota; Leotiomycetes; Thelebolales; Thelebolaceae
Exons: 1
Coding region: 30-467 (145 amino acids)
Source: RefSeq, a predicted model, not a curated record